Molecule: messenger RNA, 1729 nt
Organism: Dentiscutata erythropus
Lineage: Eukaryota; Fungi; Glomeromycota; Glomeromycetes; Diversisporales; Gigasporaceae
Source: the annotation of a GenBank genome assembly
AUGCUUAGAAGAGCUUUAUUUAAAAGAAAUUUUAGUACAAGACAAUUUUUAAGUGGGAAUUUCACGCAAACCGAAGUUCUAUUAGGGACCACUAUUAGAAGAAAUAACUUUUCUCAAAAACCUCAAAUACGUUUUUUAACUAUUCAUAAUAUGGAUUCAAAUAAAUUUACCUCUUCUUCAUCUAAAGAAUCUACUAAUAAAGUUAUAUCAUUUUAUGAAGAUAAUAUUGCUUUUCGAGAUAAGACUACAAGCGAAUUAAUCCGUUCUUAUACUGUCUAUAAGUUACUUUCUAUAAAAUGGGUAGUAAAUUAUGCAUCAAGCUUGAUCACGAUACCAGAAAAAUUACAUCUUUCAUGGCUUUUUUAUUGGAUCGUGAAAAGAACCUUUUUCAUUCAAUUUUGCGGGGGCGAAACUGAUGAAGAAUGCUUUGACACUAUGACUAAAUUAAGAAAGCAACAAAUUGGAACUAUUCUUGGUCCUUCGAUUGAAACUGACUUAAAUCAAGAUAAAUCUUUAUCGGACUCUGAAAAAGACAAAAAAUUCAAUCAAAUUACUGAUGAGUAUUUAAAUUGUAUUAAAACUGCAUCAAGGCAACCUAACAAUUUCAUCGCUGUUAAAAUUACUGGUUUUUCGGACCCUGAAAUUUUAAAAAAUUUAUCUUUAACUUUGAAUUCUCUAAACGAAGUCUUUGGCCAAUUCGAUAAUGAUCGAGAUGGGAAAUUAGGAAAAUCUGAAUUAAAAAAACUUUUUAUUAAAAUUUUUGGAGAAGGUGAAACACGUCUUAUUGAUAAAUUUUUCGAUAAAGCAGGCUCUAAUGAUGGUAGAUUAAUUGAUAGAAUUGAUUACUAUAAGAUUUUGUUAGAUGAUCAAGAUAUUAUUCAGCUUAUUAUUAGCAAAAGUUCAAUGUUCAAUCAAAAAAUGGUUAAUGAUUUUAAUCAAUUAUUGACUAGGGCUGAUCAAAUAAGCGAAACAGCACGUCAAUUUAAUGUGAAAUUAUUAAUAGAUGCGGAACAAACUUAUUUUCAACCAGCAAUCGAUUACAUAGCAAUGAGAUUAUCUUUAAAAUACAACGAGUUACUUGAUGAAAGCAAUAUUCAAGAUGGUCCAAUCAUAUUUAAUACACUUCAAAUGUAUCUCAAAGAUUCUAUUUCAAGGUUACAGAGAGAUUAUGAAUUAUCACGAAGAAAUAAAUCUGUAUUUGCAGCAAAACUUGUUCGCGGUGCCUAUAUGUUUAGUGAAAGAUUGAUGGCCAAUGAAUCAGGUUACCCUGAUCCUGUACACGAUAAUAUAGAAAAUACGAAUAAAUCUUAUAAUGGAGCUGUUGAGUUUUUAUUAAGAGAAUUGUAUGAAAAUAAAAAAAAUUUGGUAGCUAAAAAUGUUAAUGGUAGCAGCCAUCAUUUAAAAGUUAGAAACAACCCUCUGGAAUUUGUGAUUGCUUCGCAUAAUGAAGAAACUAUAAUUAAAGCUUGUGAAAAGAUAGAACAAUGUGGAAUUGAUUUAAAUUCUGGUGCCGUAUAUUUUGCUCAAUUGUAUGGAAUGUGUGAUCAAAUUACCUAUACACUCGGACAUCUUGAUUAUCCCGUCUAUAAAUAUAUACCAUAUGGAAAAGUAAACGAAGUCAUUCCAUAUUUGGUAAGAAGAGCUCAAGAAAAUUCUUCUGUACUUGAUGGUCGAGCAGCAAUUGAGCAAAAUAUGUUAUGGAAUGAAAUAAUUAAUAGGUUUAAAUUUU